This is a messenger RNA of Chelonus insularis, 3771 nucleotides long. Its product is annotated as transcription factor CP2-like protein 1. The transcript is spliced from 11 exons. NCBI's taxonomy places the organism in Eukaryota, Metazoa, Arthropoda, Insecta, Hymenoptera, Braconidae. The coding region runs from base 549 to 2822 and encodes 757 amino acids. The record is from RefSeq and is a predicted model, not a curated record. Gene Ontology annotation, molecular function: DNA-binding transcription activator activity, RNA polymerase II-specific; RNA polymerase II cis-regulatory region sequence-specific DNA binding. Gene Ontology annotation, biological process: regulation of transcription by RNA polymerase II. Gene Ontology annotation, cellular component: nucleus.
UUAAAGACGAGUUAACUUUUAAAAAACUCGUAGCUGUCAUUUGAAUUUUAAUUGACAUUUUCCUAGUUGAAGAAAAUAAUUAGCAUCCACAUUGCAAUUAGUGUGUGAUGAGUCGAGAAGUAUAUCAUUUCAGAAUAUAUCUUUGUAGAGAAGAAAAUUUUUAAAGGGUUACACGUUCAGUUAACUGUGCUAUUUACAACUUAAAAGUGACAAAAAUAAUAUUUUCUAGAAAUCAUUAAAUAGAAAAAAACAAGAUUACAGACUUGAAUGAGUUUAAAAUGAUAAGUUAAAGCAGCCAAAUUGUAAAGAAAACAACAAACUAUUGGAGUAAAAUGCAAUAAAGGAAACAUUCAAGAUACUUGGGAUUAUGAACUUUGGAUUCUGGCUGAUAUUGAAACUGUUUUCUCUUAUGCAUUUUGAUCGAAUUGUCAGUAAAUUUUAUUUUGCUUUAUUAGUUUGAAAUUCAUAGCAAUUAUUGAUUAAGAGAGAAAGGUUUAAAAAAUAAAAGUAUUGUUAAGGAGGAGUGUCAUUGUCCUGAAUUUGUUAGAAUGGAGUUACAAGAGACCGGCACAGACACACUGAACGAAACGAUGUGGCUUGAUCAGUCACCAUCACCAUCGUAUCAACAAUUAUCACCGCCUGUUCAACAGGGCGGACGCAACGUCGUUGCUACUCAACAAAUAUCUAUGGGUUAUCAAAUACCAGAUGGAGCAAUUUUGUGGCAUGAAAAACAUGAAUCGCCAAGAAAUUCACCCGACUCUAAUGAUCCUUUACAAGCUAAUGCUGAUACUCGUGAAAAUUCUCCGUCUGGAGGGGAGCCAUCAACAUCAUAUCAUCAAUAUUUAAAUAAUCGUAAACGACGAUCCAAUGAGAAUAAUCAAAUUAAUGAUUUGGAUAGAAAAUACAUCAAAAGAGAUGGUUCAGUUGGCAGUAAUGUUUCAUCUCAAGGAUGGUCUUCAAAACAAGUGGAGGAAUUUGCUGAACAUUUGGUAGCAGAUUUUGAUGGAUCGUUAUCUGCAAUAGCAGCAAAUGACCUUGUCAAUGCUGUUGCAUCUUAUAAUAUGAGCGAAGCUUUACUGGCGUUGCCCUCACUGACUGUCUUCAAACAGGAAGCUCCGUCGCCAGAAAAUCAAAUCAACAAUUCAAAUUUAAAUCAUGUAUCUCAAAGAAAUAUAAAUGGUUCAUUUCAAAAUGGUGGGAACAUUGGUCUUUUAGUUGAACCUGAUAGUAACAAUAAUAACAACACAACUGGUAAUAAUGUUUCAACAACAACAGCUUCUACAAACAAUAUUGACAGAGAGAAUCAUCAUACCACAGCUUCAGGACUAAAUUCUCGAAAUAUUAGCAACAAUGGAAAAGGGCAGAUGACACCAUAUAAUUUUCAUCAAUUAUUAUAUUCAAAUAAUGAAGAAUUUUCUUCUUCAUCCUCGGGCAAUCACGUUUCAUCAUCUCAACAAGAAUCUGAAUUCAAUGGAGAUACACGAUUUCAAUAUGUCCUCGGCGCAGCGACAAGUAUGGCGAUAAAAUUGACUGAAGAAACUUUAACAUAUUUAAAUCAGGGCCAGCCUUAUGAAUUAAAAUUAAAAAAGCUUGGAGAUUUGUCUGCAUACAGAGGAAGAAUACUCAAGUCUACCAUAAAAAUAUGCUUCCAUGAAAGAAGACUGCAAUACACAGAACGUGAGCAAAUGAUGGCUUGGCAACGUGCACGACCUGGUGAGCGAUUGUUAGAAGUUGAUGUGCCUUUGAGUUAUGGAAUGUUGGAAGUUAGUCAAAAUUCUUUACCAAAAAAUACUGUUGAAAUUACGUGGGAUCCAACCAAAGAAGCCAAUGUUUAUAUCAAGAUCAAUUGUAUCAGUACUGAAUUUACAGCAAAAAAACAUGGUGGAGAAAAAGGUGUUCCAUUUAGAAUACAAGUAGAAACACGUUUGUGUAGUGGCCUACGUCUCCAUGCUGCUUCUUGUCAAAUAAAGGUUUUCAAAUUGAAAGGUGCUGAUCGUAAACAUAAACAAGAUCAAGAAAAGAUACGUCGAAAGCCACUCGAAAAACAGGAGUUGUAUCAAUCAAGUUGUGAAUGUACAGUUCUUACUGAUGUUCCAUUAAAUUUAUUACCACCGUCCAGUCCAAAAUUACGGAAUUCCCAAAGUCCAUUCAUCGCUAGUGACAUAAUUUUAACCCAGAAUAUUAGAAACCCUGGUGGUGGUGGAUCUCCUUCAGAUUCUGGACAAGAAGAUACCAGUGAAGGAUCACCUCAAAUGCCGAGAUUACAAUCUCCUCAAGCUGUUCUUCCAGAUCAGACAUCUAAUCUUGAUGUCAAUAUUACUGGAGGUUUAUUUGAACUUCCAGAAAACGCCAAUCCAAUUCAAACAAGUGCUUGGUUACGUGCUAAUGGCUUCCAAAGUUUAGAAGCAACUUUUAGAGAUUAUUCUGCAAGUGAUUUUCGUCAUCUUACACGAAAUGAUUUGAUUGAAAUUUGUGGUUUAGUAAAAGGUAUUCAGCUGUACAAUAGAAUAAAAUCAAGACCUUUGGCACCUCUACGAACAUUGUAUUUUGCUGUUGAGAAUAAUGACUCUCCAGUAUGGAAAAUUGUAUAUCUUCACAAUCUAACAAGUGAAGCUCUUACAACUGAACUACUCAGCAAAUUUAAUCUUCCUCAAGACCGUUUACAUUCCAUUUGGGUUCAAGGACCUCGGAGUAUUCGCAUUCUGAUUUGCAAUGAGAUUGUGGAAAACAUGAAGGAAGAAAACUUGUAUUUAAUUGAAAUUAUUAAAGAUUCGCCGAAUGAUCGUUAUAAACUUCUUCUAAAACCAUUUUCUCAUGGAUAAAUUUCAAAAUGGGCUAAAGAAUGAAAGGAGAUUAAUCAAAAAGGACGUGAUUGAGUAGAUAUUCAGGAAUAAUUUACAUCAACUAUUCUUCUGAUAUUUUUAUAUAACAACAUCUGUCAAUAUUGUAUUAUCAACUAUUUUUCUAUCACGGUUUAACUCAAUAUCGGUUGACAGUUGUACUGUAUUUUUAUCAUGAAGAUUUUACAGUCAAUACGUAGAUUGAUGAAUUUUAAUUGACAACUAAAUAGAAUGUAAUGAAAAAAAAUGAUUACUUUGUAAUUGUUUUAAAGGCAGAAAAACAAAUCUAGAUAUGCAUUCGAAUGAAUAUUAUUAAUUUUAAUUUCUUGUUAUUUUUAUUGAUUCUUUGGAUCGCAAGUAAUCAAAAUAUUUUUAGAAUAAUAAGAGUUUACUAAUUAUCAUUAUUAUUUCUUUAAUUAUAACUGUAAUUGUAAUUGCUAGAAUUAUGGAAAUCACCAAUAUUUUUAUUGCUAUUGAUAACAAUAGCAAUAAUUGUAUUGUUGUUAUUAUAAUGUAAUGUCUAUUUACAGAUUUACGUUGUUAAUAGUUUUAGAAUGACCUUGAGCCAAUAAGAGAUUCAUUUAAAAUAAUUAUUGUACUGUACGAUUAAUUGUAAAUUUAUAAUUACAUAUCUUAUCUAUGAUGAAUUGUUUAGUAUUAGAUUUUCCGAAUUUUCAUUUAAUUCAUUAAUAAUACAAGUAAUUUUAUUUUUAUUCUUAUAUAUUACUUUUAUUAGCAGAAAGAAAAAGUUUUUGAAUGAGAAACGAAAUGAUUGGAAAUAUUUUUCAGCAUGUGGGUAGCUAAUAGUAAAUCUUUAGUUUCAAAUAAAUUUAAUGAAAAUUGACUACAGUCAUACUAUUUUUUUAAAGAAAACUUUAUAGAUUUGUUAUUCAAAUGUAUUAAUUAAAUGAUAUAUUUUAUAAUUAUAAAU